AUGCUGGUGGUGGAAUCCAUGGCAAAAGGAAAAGACACCGCAAGAAAGAAAUACAUGUUGAAAAAGGUCGAAUGCAUUGAUGAAAAUCAGGCGAAUGAUGCACUCAAAGAGGUGAUGGAGCUGUUGAAACUAAAGCAUAAGAAUAUUUGUGCCUACAAGGAAUUCUUUAUCAUCUGGGACAACAAGGCGAUUCGGAUGUUCUUAGGUCAGAUGGUGGAUGUCUUAGUUUACCUCCAUCGGCUCAAAAUUUUUCACCGCUCGGAAACCCUCAUGGCCGAUGAGAUAAAAUGGAAAAUCAGGGCUGAAGAAGAGCCCGAUUCUAAAUGCUGGAUGGCUCCGGAGGCGUUCCAUUUUUCUUUCAGUGACAAAUCUGACAUUUGGUCGUUGGGCUCUAUUUUGCUGGACAUGACUGCCUGUUCUCUCUCGGAGGUGAAAGAGCCCGUGUUGUUACUGCACAACAUUAAGAAGGAGGCCACAGCUCUUGAGGCGGCUUUGAGUGAGAUGAAGAAACGGAAACCUUCGCUGUCCUCUCUGCUUUUUCUGAUGCUGAAAAUUGAUCCUUCUGUGAGGCCCACCGCAGAGGAGCUGGUUGAAAAUCCACUUAUCCGAGAAUGCCUCAUUGAAGCCAAAUCUCCUUUAAUAAAGGUGGCGAAAAAACUUCCUCCAGGUUUCCUGGAUAUAAUUCAGACGAAUAGGAUCCAAACAAUUUUAGAAUUCAUGAUGUCUUACCCAGAAGUUGAGGAAGCGCAAGAAAAGGGCAUUGAACGUCUCAACAGCCUGUUGAAUGAGGGGGAAAUUGAUGUCAAGGUGUUCCUUCACCUGGUGGAUCCGGUGAUCGGUGCCAUGAACAAACACAACGAUUCCCUUGAGACACUGUUGGCUGGAUUUUCGUUGCUGCUCGGAAUCACCGGGAGAGCUGUCACUCAGAACUUGAACGUGGAGAUACUGGCUGAGGAGGACCAUCUCAGCUGCCUGCUGAAUUCGAUGAGGACCCAUCCAGACCACGAAGACCUGCUUUGCAUGAUCAUCUCCUUGUUUAUGAUUAUGUCCUCCAACGAAGCCGCUGCCGCAGCCCUCCGGGGAGCCAACAUUUUCACAGAUGUCUUGACCACCUUGUGUCGUUUUGCUCACAACAAAGAGCUCUGCCUUGCUUGCUGUGGCCUCAUUUGGACCCUGGCUGUAAACGUGGCCGACGUGGCCGAGAGCCCACUGAAAUACGCCACUGAGCUGGUCUCCGUCAUCCUCCACUUGCAUCUCCCCCACGUGGAAGUCGCAGAAAUGGCCGUCAGCGCUUUUUGGGCCCUUUCUCUUCACGGAUGCAUAGAUGAAGUCAAAUAUGAACCGUAUUCCCUGCUUCUGCUGGAAGCAAUGAGGCAGCAUCCGGACAGCGCUGUGUUGGUGAAAAAUGCUUGCCUUGCCCUGGCCAGCCUUCUGAGGACAUCCGAGUUAUCCGGUUUCCGAUUCAUAGUGACAGACCAGAAGGGUAACGGGAUCAUCCUGCUAAAGGAUUGCUACCAGGUCCACAGGGAAGAUCCCGAAGUGGUGGAAAACAUUUGUGUCCUGAUCGACGAGAUGUUUAAAUACAACGAAAUUGUGGUGGAGAUGGUCUCCCACAGCGUUACCGACAUGCUGAUAGAAAUGAAGAGCAGAUUUACUUCUAGUUUGGGCUUCUAA
This is a messenger RNA of Protobothrops mucrosquamatus (brown spotted pit viper), 1674 nucleotides long. It is a transcript of the gene STKLD1, whose product is annotated as serine/threonine kinase like domain containing 1. NCBI's taxonomy places the organism in Eukaryota, Metazoa, Chordata, Lepidosauria, Squamata, Viperidae. Gene Ontology annotation, molecular function: protein serine/threonine kinase activity; ATP binding. The record is from RefSeq and is a predicted model, not a curated record. Gene Ontology annotation, biological process: protein phosphorylation. The transcript is spliced from 17 exons. The coding region runs from base 1 to 1674 and encodes 557 amino acids.